GAUGUGCGCAGACAGCGCAGCAUUGACCAAAAAGUAAAUGUGGACAUGUUUAUGACGUGAAAGGCAAGAUGGCUGAAGAAUCAGGGGAUGGCGUGUCAGCCCCUCUACCGGGUAGAUGCGGGUUUUACGUGGAAAGGAAGAGGCGAUACUGCAAAAUGGUAGUCGCAUGUGGCAAAACGUUUUGCGGAGAGCAUGCAAACGCGGGUCAAGAAGACACCAGAAAACGUAUCCCUUGUCCGCUGGAUCCCAAGCACACAGUAUUUGAAGACUGCUUGGCGAAACAUCUGAAGAAGUGCAACUCCAGAGAGAAGCCACAACCUGUGUAUUAUGUUAAAAAUAUCAAUGCUGGACCAGAAGAUGAGGAUGGACCUGCAGAUGAGGUGCCCUUGGCUGAUCGUGCCAAAGAAGAGUUAGACUCGUUGAUUAAGAAACUGAAGAAAGCUGUGCAUGGACUGAGCUGUAAACACGAGGAGAGAAUACUGUCCCACCCUGCUCUUUGUGAAGCUCUGAGCGACCCCAAAAAUGGAGACGUCGCCUUCAAACACCUAAAGCAGCAGGCCUCUCUCUUGGGGAAUAUGAAAGCCUUGGGCUUGCUGUCUACUGAUAGGUGUUAUGUGGAGUUUGGUGCAGGGAAAGGCAAGCUGUCCCACUGGAUCAAUGUCGCUCUGAGAGGGUCUGACAAUGUCCAUUUCCUGCUUGUGGAAAGGUCCACUACUCGUUUUAAGGUAGAUGGCAAGAACAGGAGUACUGACUCUGCUAACACGUUUGAAAGGCUACAAGUGGAUAUUCAGCAUCUUAGUUUACGUAAAGUCCCCUUACUGUGUGAGAAGGGGCUCCCUGUCAUUGGGGUGGGCAAGCACCUGUGUGGGGCAGCAACAGACCUGGCUUUGAGGUGCAUGCUGGAGGGCCCUGGGGGGGACAGCGGAGAUCACAGUGAACAGCCGCCCAGAAAGCGACAGAAGCGGGAGCAGCAGGGCGAGAGGCUGGGAGAGGACGCAGAGCCUGCCCCGGCCCCAGAGCCUGCCCCCACCCCCGCCGCAGACGUGGGGAAGGAGCUGGCAGUGUCUGGGCUGGCCAUCGCUCUGUGCUGUCACCACCGCUGUGACUGGAGGCACUACGUGGGGAAAGAGUUCUUCAGGGAGCGAGGGCUGGGCGCGUCGGAGUUCACCGCGCUCCAGCGCAUGUCCAGCUGGGCCACCUGCGGCCUGAGGAAGGCUACUGGCCGCAGUGACGGGGCCCCACCACCAGGGGACGGCAGCGAGCAGUGGGAAGAGGAAGACCAUGAGCAUGCAGAUGACUCCAUACCAAGCGGCCUAGACGGGCUCGUGUCCGCUGAGGACCGUGAGCACGUGGGGCGUCUGUGCAAGCUGCUGAUCGACUACGGCCGGGUGGACUUCCUGCGGCGGAAAGGCUUCCGCGCCGGCCUGCAGUACUACACCAGCAGGGACGUCUCCUUGGAGAACGUGCUGCUGACGGCUGUGCCCACCGGGUGAAGAAGCGCAGCAGGAACAUACGGGCACAGGACAACUGCCAUGGGCACACUCUGCACAUCAAGCAAACAUGGCACCGCAGCACCCCCAGUGGCCAGUGGCACAAAGUGCGCUUCCCGGUUUGCACGUUGAAGGACUUGCUGUUAGUUAAUAAACGACCAGUCAAAAAGAUCCAUUGCAUUAAAGAGUUUACUUGACUCCACAUGGCGGACAAGACGCAGUUGACAGGAGGCAGUGGCAGGACUCAGUUGACAGGAAGCAGAAGACAGGAAGAGGUAGACAGACGUAAUGGACAGGACUCUUAACAGGAAGCAGUAGAUAGACGAAAGCCAACAUGGAGAGCUGUGUCAGAGUGCUGCUUCUGUCCCCGGUACAGCUGGGAUGGUCACAGUUAAUAUUGAAGUGUAAUUUGUUGGGGGUUCUGAAAAACAUGCAGAAAUAAAAUCUUAAUGAAAACUGUUUA
Anguilla anguilla (European eel) is the source of this 1953-nucleotide messenger RNA. RefSeq names its product tRNA methyltransferase 13 homolog (gene trmt13). NCBI's taxonomy places the organism in Eukaryota, Metazoa, Chordata, Actinopteri, Anguilliformes, Anguillidae. The record is from RefSeq and is a predicted model, not a curated record. Gene Ontology annotation, biological process: tRNA methylation. The transcript has 11 exons. Bases 69 to 1493 code for a protein of 474 amino acids.